AUGCUUCGUUCUCUCUCUCUCUCUUUCUCUUUCUCUCUCUCUCUCUUACUUGAUUUCCUUUCUAUUAUUUUCCCGCCUCUCUCUAGCCUCUCUUUGGCUUUCCCUAUCUUCCUUUCCCAUAUUCUCUUACAUCUAGUGGUUUCUCCCCUCGCUCUGGCUUUUCCACUUUCUUGCUUUCUUUUCUAUAGCUUCACUCUCUAUUGCGUUACUCUCUUUUUAUUUUCAUUACUUUUUUCCUUCUGUGUAUUGAUUUCAUGUCUCUAUCGGUCGCUUCCUCCUCUCUCUGGCUUGCCACCCAUUGUUUCUUCACCCGCCUGCUUUCAUCUCCCUCUUGUUUUCUUCUUUAUUCGCUCCCUCUCUCUUUUUCUUUCUUCUAAAUCCGUUCCCCUCUCUCUUGCAUCUCAUUUUUACCCUAUUUCUUUCCUUCUCCCCCUGCCUUCAACUUUCUUCAACACUCUCUUCCCCUCUCUUUCUAUUACUUUCUAUUUUUCAUCGUUUUCAAAGUCUUUAUUUAUUUCCUUUACUUCCUAUGUCUUUCAGUCUCUAUCUAUUUCCCCCCCUCUCUCGCUUUCAUUGUCACUCUGUUUUCUUUAUCACUCUUCCAGCUUAAAUCUUUCUCUGCCACCCUCUUCUUCUAUUUGA
This is a messenger RNA of Acanthosepion pharaonis, 642 nucleotides long. NCBI's taxonomy places the organism in Eukaryota, Metazoa, Mollusca, Cephalopoda, Sepiida, Sepiidae. The record is from the annotation of a GenBank genome assembly.